UAUUUUUUCUGAACGACGCAAAGAGUGGCGGCGCCAUAUUGAAAGACGAACAUUAUUUCACAAAACGCUGAAAACAACUGAUUUGACAAGAUGCUCUACUUGGAAGAUUAUCUGGAAAUGAUCGAGCAGCUACCCAUGGAUCUCCGCGACAGGUUUACGGAAAUGAGAGAGAUGGACCUGCAGGUUCAGAAUGCUACAGAUCAGCUGGAGCAGAAGGUCAUUGAGUUCUUCGCCAAUGCAAAGAAGAACAAACCCGAGUGGAGAGAGGAGCAGAUGGAGGUCAUCAAAAAGGAUUAUUACAAAGCUCUGGAAGAUGCAGAUGAAAAAGUUCAGCUGGCCAAUCAGAUUUAUGAUCUGGUGGACCGUCACCUGCGUAAACUGGACCAGGAACUGGCCAAGUUUAAGAUGGAGCUGGAGGCCGACAACGCUGGCAUCACUGAGAUCCUGGAGAGAAGAUCUUUAGAGAUGGACAGUCCGUCUCAGCCCGUCAACAACCACCACGUCCAUUCACACGCCACAGUUGAGAAGAGGAAGUAUGCCGCUCCGACUCACCACACCACUGAACAUGUUCCAGAGAAGAAGUUCAAGUCUGAAGUGCUGCUGUCCACGCUAACAUCAGACGCUUCCAAGGAGAACACGGCAGGUUGCCGUACCAACAGCACAUCCUCGUCCACCAACAACGUGUACAAUGUGAACUCCUCUCAGCCUCUGGCUUCCUACAAUCUGAGCUCGCUACCUGCAGGGCCCGGGGCCGGGGCUGGGGCCAUCACCAUGGCUGCAGCUCAGGCUGUCCAGGCCACGGCUCAGAUGAAGGAGGGCCGGAGGACGUCCAGUCUCAAAGCCAGCUACGAGGCCAUCAAAAACAACGACUUCCAGCUGAGCAGGGAGUUCUCUCUGUCACGUGACAACACGGGUUACUCCUCCUCCGCUCUGGCCUCCACCCUCACCCAGACCCUCACCCCCACCACUGCCUCAGACUCCAGGGGCCGCAAGUCCAAGAGCAGCAUCAAGUCUUCCAAUCAUCAGUCAUCCUCUUCCUCUUCUUCUUCCUCCCUCUCAUCCUGCUCUUCAUCAUCUGCGCUGGCUCAGGAGCUUUCCCACCAGGCAUCCGUGCUGCCUGAAGCUGAAGCUAACAGCCAAGUGGACUGGACCUACGACCCCAAUGAGCCACGAUACUGUAUCUGCAACCAGGUUUCCUAUGGCGAGAUGGUCGGCUGUGACAACACAGACUGCCCCAUUGAAUGGUUCCACUACGGCUGUGUGGGUCUGACUGAGGCUCCCAAGGGGAAGUGGUACUGUCCACAGUGCACUGCCGCCAUGAAGAGGAGAGGCAGCCGCCACAAGUAGACCGCCAUGAUGUCAGAGGUCACUGAAGACGAUUCUGUGCCAACACACAUGGAUCAGAACAACAU
This is a messenger RNA of Melanotaenia boesemani (Boeseman's rainbowfish), 1412 nucleotides long. RefSeq names its product inhibitor of growth family, member 3 (gene ing3). The transcript is spliced from 12 exons. The coding region runs from base 91 to 1347 and encodes 418 amino acids. NCBI's taxonomy places the organism in Eukaryota, Metazoa, Chordata, Actinopteri, Atheriniformes, Melanotaeniidae. Gene Ontology annotation, biological process: regulation of DNA-templated transcription. Gene Ontology annotation, cellular component: NuA4 histone acetyltransferase complex. The record is from RefSeq and is a predicted model, not a curated record.